AUGAAUUUCCACCAACUUCCGACUCUCGGCUCCUCGAUGCAGAGCGCAUCCUUAGGCCAACCUCAACCGGUCUCACCUGCCCCCGUGGCACCGAACUCGAUGUCGCUACCAUCGGAAGUGGCUCUUUCUAUGGGCCUAUUCAAUCCAGAGCUUAUGGAACUAGUUACUGUGUCCCGACCGACCACAAAUAAUGGCUCUAACAUGACCUGGGCAGAAGACUCAUCUGGUUUCGAUUUGAUUGACUCCAUUUUAAACUGCCCCAGCACUUUUGAAAAUUUCUCUCCACUUAAUGGUGAGGAAGAUUUUCCAGCAGAUAGUUCAAGUGCAACAAUUAAAGCGGAAUACAAUUGCAAUGAUCUGAAGAAUGAGAACUCUAGAAGUUCAUGUAUUGAACUCCAGAACGCUUCUGCCAACGACGUCUGCGGUGCACUCACCUCCUCAAUAGCGUCCUCUUCAUCGUGCUUAGGCGGCAGUCACACAACAUCCAUGUUUUCGACUGCCUCUCCCAUUAGCGCCGUCAGCGAUGCUGUUGCCGAGUGCAAUCAAGUCUGGUCAGAAGGUAGUCAUUUUUGUGCUGAAGUCGGUGGAGCAACUCUGAUUCUCAGCCCUUCGCUUUCCCGGCUACAGAAUCUCCCUAUUAACUACUGCAAUACAGCAAUCGCCAGCAAUAAUAGCAGCAACACACCCUUGAUGCUUCACUCACCCGCCCCACCACAUCCCUAUCCUUCAUCCUCAUUGUCGCAGUCAACUACCCCGUCCAGCUGUCUGACCGAUCAGUUCUUUCCCCAGCGAGGGAUUACUCAGCAGUCGAUGUCAAGCUGCACCGAAAAAGUCGGAUGUGUCUACGUUCAGACGAGCCCGGUCGCCCUGCCACCUCAGCGACGCAAGAGCAUGCCACAGGGCGGUACCCCAGCCACAGGAAUUCAGGAUAACAGCUCUUCAAUGUUCAGUUGUAGUUUGCCCUCAUCUGCCUGGCGUUUUGGCAACAUGAAUACCUAUUACCCCAACACCACACCGUCUUCUGUCUUGGCAACCAACUCUGGCAGAGAGCAUUUGACACCCGAGGGAACUGCAAAAUCAGAGUCAUACCAUGGAUUCAGUAGCCUCCCUACUGGUGAAUUUCAACAUGGUACAAAGCUGUCAACAGAUUCAAGCUCAUACAAUAUACAAAAUAAGUUGGAAUUGUUCCACACCGUCGGCUUCGGAACUCCUUUAUCAGGCUUUCCGCUCUCCGUUCACAAAAUUCGUCUAAACAAUGCUAUCUUACCUCUGAGGGCUUUUGUUUAG
Dibothriocephalus latus is the source of this 1287-nucleotide messenger RNA. The record is from the annotation of a GenBank genome assembly. Lineage: Eukaryota; Metazoa; Platyhelminthes; Cestoda; Diphyllobothriidea; Diphyllobothriidae.